CGGGUUGAGCGGGCCCCGGGGCGCCUGGGGCCACCGCUGCGGGGUCAGGCGCGUCUCACUGGGCCGGAGGGUCCGCGCAUCCGCGAGGGCGCUGGUCUGGCGGCGGGGUCGUCUCCCCCAGUGGGCCGUCGGGGCUAGGCGGCCUCCUGCUGCCCCUCGGCUUCUGCUCGCCUGCCGGGGCCCGAACGGCCGGAACCGGGCCUCGUGGACCGGGAGGGGUGUCCGCCGCGGGGCCCCUGCUCUUUGCUCCGACGACCCCGCCGGCCUUCGGCCCCCACAACAGCCAGUUAGAGGCUGUCGCGUGGAAUGAACUAGCCCUUGGCACUUUCCCUUACCGGAGCGUGUUGGGUCGCCGAGCCCCCAGGACCCGAGACGGCUGUCCCCGCCAGAAACAAUUGCAGACCCUUGGGACUCGGCAGCACACUUGCGGGGGGUGGGGGUCGUGCCCUCGCUGAAGCCCACGAGGGGUUAAGAACCGGGCUCCUGGGGGCUCGCCGUAUGGAGACCUACACGGGGCGGGUACUGAAUUCGGAUUCACAGUAGUGUGAGCGGUGGGGAGCCUGGCUCCGCGGUCUUUCCGGGGGGUGGGGGGGGGAACUGGCCUGGGUCAGACGUGGGGGGGGGUGCGCCGCAGGCCCAGGCUCCCCGCCCGCAGCUGGAAGCCCUCCCGCUCGCCCGCGCCGCAGCCCCGGCGCCCGUCCCAGCUGCGGCGUGGGCUUGACUAAUCAGCCGUUCCCUAGCUGGUCUCCUGCUUCGCCUUCCCUUCCGUGAUCCACCAUCUAAGCCGCCGCAGGAGGAACCUCUCAAGCAGUGUAAUUUGUCACCGCCUUCGCCGAGUCCUCCAGUGGGUCUGUCCCGAGGUUGCAGUAAACCCAAGCCGCCGCGCGCCCCUCACCGGGGCCUUCUCAGGCCCGAGCUCCCCUUCCCUUUGUGCCCAUUCCCCCUGCCCCUCAUCCUCCGGCCGCAGCACGCUCCUGGCCGCCGAGCCGUCGCGCCUGCUCCGACUCCGGGAGCUCCGUGACGCUGCCUGGCACUCCUGCCCCCCCCCCCCGCCCCGGUCUUUGCGGUUUGGCCCCUCCGUUCAGCCCUUGCUCAGAUGCCCCUUAUCAAGGAGCGCUUCCUGGACCACCACAGGCUGGAAUCCUCUAACCCAGUCGCUGCGGUCCCUUACGCUGCUUCCGUUUCUUCUCAGCACCGUCUCAAGUCGGGAUUGGUUUUGUUUGGUCUCUGUCCUCCGCGGCCCUGCCUGUCGUGGCGGCCUCCGCGUCCCCGGCGGCCGGAAGCGGUGUGGGACCGGGAUGGGGCGACCGCGGGCGGACCGGGUAGAAGUGAAGGCCUGUUGGACAAGGACCACAUGGCAGCUGAGGUGAAGGGGAGGGGCUCGAGGCCUGGCUUUGCUGCCCUUGAUCUUGGGCCGGUCCGUCUCCCGGCCUCCAUUUCCGGGCCUUCUCUCGGUCCUCGGGGUGCUUGCCGAGAGAACCAGAGCCGCGUGGCGGGGAGGGAUGGGCCACCGCGGCCGCAGGGCAGGCAGCUCGGCACAGGUCUCCGGCUUUCCUGCUCUUCCGUGCAAGGGGUUUGUUCUUAAAACCCGCUUUUAAGUGACUCCAAGAAACCUUCCAAGAAGCUGCGGGAAGAAACUUGAGGCCAAUGUGAAGGAUGUGUCCUGUGGUUGCCUGUCUCAGGAGGAGCAAACUAAGGGCAGUGCCCGGGGCUGUCCUCUCUGGGACACCUAACACAGGGCCUGCCACCAACAGAUUAGAGCGCACACUUUUUUUGGGGGGGGGGGUGGGAAUGGUUUGAUUUUGGACUCAAGGGCCCUGAAUGUCAGGUUUUGUGCUUAGAAUGAAUUUCACUGGAAACUAAACUAGCUCUGUGCCAUUUUCACUAGAAGAUACUGGAGUUUCCUGGGAAAUGCUAAAAGUGCUUGUGGUGCCUCAGGUUUUUGGUUUUUUUUAUUUUUAUUAAGUUAAUUUAAGUCAUCUCGACACCCAGUGUGGGGCCCGAACUCACCACCCGAGAUCAAGAGUCCCAUGCUCUUCUGCCUGAGCCAGCCAGGCGCCCCAUGGUGCCUGGGGUUCAAAGCAGCUGCAAGUCCUUUGGGGGAGAAAGCUCACGAGAGCCCUCUGAAGACCGCAGAAGGCAAGGGCUGGCGUAGGCCCUGCCAUGUCCCGCAGGCUGGGCUGCCUGGUCCCGUCCAGCCUGGCUGUGCUGCUGCUCAGCGGCCUGCUCUUCCUGAAGAAGGAGGCCACGCCGUCGGGGGGCUCCGCGGCCCGCCAGCCCUUCUGGGCUCCCCCGGGGCCCCGCCGCAGCCAGUGUGCCCCCAACCACACGGUGGCUAACGUCUCCCUGUCCUUGCCUGGCCGUCACCGCCUCUUCCUGACCUACCGCCACUGCCGCAACUUCUCCAUCUUGCUGGAGCCCUCAGGCUGUGCCGAGGACACCUUCCUGCUCCUGGCCAUCAAGUCGCAGCCUGGCCACGUGGAGCGGCGUGCGGCUAUCCGCAGCACGUGGGGCCGGGGCGGGGGCUGGGCCAGGGGCCGGCAGCUGAAGCUGGUGUUCCUCCUGGGGGUGGCGGGACCCGCGCCCCCCGCGCAGCUGCUGGCCUACGAGAGUCGCGAGUUUGAUGAUAUCCUGCAAUGGGACUUUGCGGAGGACUUCUUCAACCUGACCCUCAAGGAGCUGCAUUUGCAGCGCUGGGUGGCAGUUGCCUGUCCCCAGGCCCACUUCGUGCUAAAGGGAGAUGACGAUGUCUUCGUCCAUGUCCCCAACGUGCUGGAGUUCCUGGAGGGCUGGGACCCAGCCCGGGACCUCCUGGUGGGAGACGUGAUCCGCCAGGCCCUGCCCAACAGGAACACCAAGGUCAAAUACUUCAUCCCCCCGUCCAUGUACAGGGCCCGCCACUACCCACCCUACGCUGGGGGUGGGGGAUAUGUCAUGUCCAGAGCCACCGUGCAGCGCCUCCAAGCAGCCGUGGAAGAGGCUGAACUCUUCCCCAUCGAUGAUGUCUUUGUGGGCAUGUGCCUGAGGAAGCUGGGGGUGAGCCCCAUGCACCAUGCUGGCUUUAAGACAUUUGGAAUACGGCGGCCCCUGGACCCCCUAGACCCCUGCCUGUACCGGGGGCUCCUACUGGUGCACCGCCUCAGCCCCCCGGAGAUGUGGACCAUGUGGGCGCUGGUGACAGAUGAGGGGCUCAAAUGUGCAGCAGCCUCCUUGCCUCGACUCCAAGGGGCAGGUUGAGUGAGUAGACCCAGUGUUGAUUUUCCUGUCAUGAUGACAAAUUGAGAACUUGACACUUGACCCUGAUGGUCUAUAGGAAAUGCUGACUUCAUUUUUGUAACCCCCACCCCAACCUUGCUAACUCUGAUUAAAAACACUGAAACCUGG
Molecule: messenger RNA, 3384 nt
Organism: Zalophus californianus (California sea lion)
Lineage: Eukaryota; Metazoa; Chordata; Mammalia; Carnivora; Otariidae
Gene: B3GNT4
Product: UDP-GlcNAc:betaGal beta-1,3-N-acetylglucosaminyltransferase 4
Exons: 2
Coding region: 2164-3237 (357 amino acids)
Cellular component (GO): membrane
Molecular function (GO): hexosyltransferase activity
Source: RefSeq, a predicted model, not a curated record